AUGGAUUUAGCUGGAUUACUGAAAGAAGCACAGUUUCACGGCGCUAAAAGGCUUUUUGAGAAUAGAUUCAGAUUACUAUGGACAGUAGCAUUGGGAGUACUUUUCAGUUGUUCUGUGACAGUAGUUUGGAUUACCAUAAAGCGUUUCUUGGAGAACCCAACAUUCAUAGUUCGGAUGCAAAGUUCUCAGGAUGUGAUGCCGUUCCCAUCGGUUUGGAUUUGUCCCGAAAUCAGUUUUCCGGAACAUAAAAUGGACGAUUUCGCUAAUAAACUUAAUUACCCAGAAGAUAUAAACGCAAGUUAUUUUAAAAGUAAAUUAAGACAGCUGGCCGCUUUCUACUCGCCCGACGUAGUCUACAAUGUGAGAGAUCUACAAAGAAUCGAAUAUGUAUUGUACUAUAACAACCUGGUGGAUAUGGAGGCUACUGGGAGGAGACUCAUGACGUCGUGCGAGGAAACUCUGAUAAGAUGCCGUUGGAAUAAUGCUGUCGUAAACUGUUCGUCAUUGUUUAUAAUGGAGCUCACUGGGGAUGGCUUCUGUUGUGUCUUCAAUGGUAGGUCGUUGAAAAGAGAGAUGCAAGAAUACGAAAUCCACGCUAAAGUAGAGAAGAAAGUUUUUUUAACUGAACGUUUUGGAUUAUUCAGCGGCCUGAUGCUAGUUGUGAACCAGACGCAGAAACUAGACAGCGUGGACUUGUCUUAUAAAUGGUUGGCUUUACAAAGCAGUCAGCACUUCGUCGAAUCCACAGUCAACGGUACCCCGUUGAACCCAGGCACAGAAAAAUGGGUCAGCUACCACUUCAAGGGCUACCAGAUCGCCGACGACGCUAAGAGCCUCAGCAUUAUUCUGCGCCAAUGUCGUCUCGCAGAGGAGCCCCUGAAAUAUUUCCCAAUAUAUACGAAGGAAUACUGUAUAAUAGAAUGUGAGAUGGAGCGCACUCUAAGGAUGUGUGGUUGUGUACGAAUCGUGCAUCCGAAACGACCUGGCGUUUCGUAUUGCAAAUCUCAAAAUCUUUUCUGUGCUCAGCAUGCGAUGGUGGCAUUUGACAGUAAUGACUGCGACUGUCCACAAGCUUGCGACGUGCCCUCGGAGCAGGUCAUUACCAACACCUUCUAUAUGAAUUCAGAAGUGCAGCCCUUGGAUACAUUUUACAAAGGUUUAGACUUCAACAAAGUGACCGUCGUAAAGAUUUUUGUGCAAAAUCGUGAAACAACCGUCAACACUCGCUGGUCUUACUUCAGCUCCAUUGAUUUGUUCUCUCAGCUCGGUGGUGUCUUCAAUGUAUUCUUCGGCGUAAGCAUUCUCACAGUAUUAGAGCUGAUCCAAUUAGCAUACCAUGCUUUUAAAUCUAUUAGAGCUAAAUACAAAAUAACUGUACAGAACAUUGCAGCUGAGCCGGAAAAUAGUCCAAAUGAUAUACGUAGUCCAAAAACUAAAAAAACACGCUUAAAUAGUAAAGCCAACUAA
Molecule: messenger RNA, 1467 nt
Organism: Bombyx mori (domestic silkworm)
Lineage: Eukaryota; Metazoa; Arthropoda; Insecta; Lepidoptera; Bombycidae
Product: sodium channel protein Nach
Exons: 10
Coding region: 1-1467 (488 amino acids)
Biological process (GO): sodium ion transmembrane transport
Cellular component (GO): plasma membrane
Molecular function (GO): ligand-gated sodium channel activity
Source: RefSeq, a predicted model, not a curated record